This is a messenger RNA of Sander lucioperca (pikeperch), 2539 nucleotides long. RefSeq names its product transmembrane protein 260 (gene tmem260). Lineage: Eukaryota; Metazoa; Chordata; Actinopteri; Perciformes; Percidae. The record is from RefSeq and is a predicted model, not a curated record. The coding region runs from base 339 to 2402 and encodes 687 amino acids. The transcript is spliced from 16 exons.
UUAAAAAAAUAAAUGGCGCGUCCGGUAGUAUCGCGAGUUUACCUCGGCUCGUUGGCGUGAACUAAGUUGCUUCAUCCCGGGAACAGAAACGUUUCAAUUUAGCUAGCUAACUGUUACGCCUCCUUCAGUUAUACCGUAAAGUUAAGUAUUUACUUGAUGGCAUAUUAACUUUACUUCAGCUCUAGACUAACGUCGGUUUACAGGUAUCUGGUAGCUUAGCUACAGUUCUAUUUUAUGUUUUAGUCCCCAGCGUCCGAAAUGUGUGGAUGCUAACGGCAGCUCGCUCGCAAGUUAGUCGCAGUUGUUUGAAAACCAUCGGUAUUUAUCCAUAAAGAAAAAUGUCUGCGGAGCAGAGGACAAGCUGGAUACUGACAGGCACUACUGUCGCUUGUGUAACCGCUCUGUAUGUUCCCUGUGUGCAGAGAACUGUUCCCGGUGGAGACUCAGGAGAGCUGAUCACCACUGCUUGUGAGCUGGGGGUGGCCCAUCCUCCAGGAUACCCUGUCUUUACCCUACUAGCUCGCCUGGCUAUGUGUCUUCUGCCCUCACUUUCUCCAGCCCACAGUGUCAACAUGAUGAGUAGCCUGCUGGGGGCUGCAGCUUGCGGUGCCCUCUGCAUUACUGUCUGCAGGUUGGCAGGCCCUGGCCCCGGAGCAGUACUGGCUGGAGGGCUGUUCGCUGUGUCCAGGCUGAGCUGGCAGUGGUCCAUGGUGGCAGAGGUCUUCGCCCUCAACAACCUUUUUGUUGGUCUGCUCUUCUUUUUGUCUGCCAGCUUCCACUGUACUGAAAACGCCACCCAGAGGGGGAAGAUUGCACAUUGGGGAGCGCUGUGCUGUGGCUUGGGGCUCUGUAACCAGCACACUCUGGUGCUGUAUGUACUGGUCAUCAUUCCCUGGGUCCUUCACCGACUUUACUCUCUCAGGGAGCUGUCUUUGCGGGGACUUGUGUCUCUGGGAGUGUGUUUCCUUGCUGGCUUUCUGCCGUACAUCUACCUGCCCAUCUCCUCCUACCUCAACACAGCCCGUUGGAGCUGGGGGGAUCAGACCACCCUGUCUGGCCUGCUGACCCACCUGCUGAGGGCUGAAUAUGGCACCUUCAGUUUGGCAAAGACGGAGAGCUCAGUAAACCUGACUUUAAUGCUAAAGGCCCAGUUGGACCACUGCCUGGAAGACCUUUCACUUCCUGUUCUGGUGCUGGCAGGAAUAGGCCUUCUCCUCUCCUCAUGGGACAGGAUGUGUCGCUCAGUGUCCUGGCUGCUGACUGCCAUGCUGGUGGUCUACUCACUGUUUUUUGCUUGGAGAGCCAACCUGGACAUCAGCAGACCCCUACUGCUUGGAGUGGUUGAGCGUUUCUGGCUCCAGAGUGAUGCUGCAGUGUGUGUGCUGGCAGGCCUCGGCUUGAGCCGGACACACACUGAGCUGGAGAGGAGGCUGGGCUGUGGGGGGGUGUGGAAGACCACAGGCUGGGUCCUCACCAUGGCUGUGCUGGCACAUAUGGUGCACACCAAUCACAGGGAGUGCGAUCAGAGCAGAAACCGUGUGGUCGAGAGGUUCGGCAGGGAGCUUCUGGCCUCCUUCCCAACAGACUCAAUCAUCCUGACUAGAGGAGAUCUGCCUGGAAACUCCCUGCGCUACUUAUACUACUGCCAGGGUGUACGGCCCGAUGCACGUCUGGUCGACCAGGAGAUGAUGACGUACGCUUGGUAUGUGGCCAAGCUGGCGCAGCACCACCCUGGGGUGCACUUUCCUGGCCGCUGGUGGGACCCGGUCCACCCCGAGGAUAAAGACACCUUCAGUCUGGAGCAGUUUCUGUCCCACAACACACAUAGGCAUGUGUUUGCCUGCAUUGGGCUGCCUGAUGGAGACCCAAGCUGGGGACAUAGUUUUUCUCGUUGGCCCAUGGGUGUCUGUGACUACUUGGUGCCAGCUCAGAGGCAGUUUCACCCUGAAAAGUGGGUCCAUCGAACUCGCAACAUCUACAACUGGAGUGAGCCACACAACAGUUUCCAUCCUGCAUCCUGGGAGCGUGUUGCAAAUGAGGAGAUGUGGCAAGCCAGGAUGAAGACUGCUUUCUUUCUGUUUGACCUGGCAGAAAGGAUGCAAGGAGAAGGGAAAGCUCGCCUCUUUGAGCUGUCUUAUACUCUGUAUAAGGAGAUUGUCGAAGCCCACUCAGACUACCCUCCAAACUGGGACAAGAACUUGGCACUGGCCUGUGAGAGGCUGCUACGCUCAGGUCACCGGGGCUACAGUCCAGACAGCCUGCUGACCUGCAGCACCCAGCACUUUAGUCUCUACUUAGAGAAGGAACCCACAGAUCCCCAGACCCCGGCCAUACGCUCGGCCAUUACUAACCUGCUCAAAGAGAGAGAUGAGCUCCGCCAGAGCCGGAGGCAAACCCCAUAACAACCUGGAGAGACCUACAUUGAGCUGGAACACUCAGUGUGCCGCAAGCCCAGCCGAAGUGCAAGGCACUGGGGACGAAGUCUGAGCCAAUGUGCCUCUUCUUUUGGUUUAAAGGUGGUGCUCCAGAACGAUAAAAU